GUUGUACCUAAACACUUAUUUUUCUUGCAAUUUCCUUCAUUAUCACCCCUUCCGACAAGGGUUUGAACAGUUUUGCAUUUGUUGUACGCACACGAGUAAACAAAACGACAAACCAACCAUGCCUAAUAUGUCAACUAUAGUUGGAGGGUGGAAUAGACCACUAUCUCGCAGUGGCUGACCCUAUCUGGCUUCCUUCUUGCUAUUCUCUCUCUCUCUAUCAGGUUCCACAGGAUUUCCUAAAGAGACAGUCGCCAGCGAUCAGGCAGUGGUGGAAGAUGAAAUCAGGCAACUAUGAUGUCAUCCUCAUGUUCAAGGUCGGGAAGUUCUAUGAGCUCUACCACAUGGAUGCUGUGAUAGGCGUGCAAGAGUUAGGACUGGCUUUCAUGAGGGGAGAUUUCGCACAUUCUGGCUUUCCGGAAAUCGCGUUUGGCAGAUACUCAGAGUCUCUUGUGCAGAAAGGAUACAAAGUUGGUCGAGUUGAGCAGACUGAGACACCUCAAAUGAUGGAUGCACGGUGCAAGCAAAUGGCCACGCCCACCAGACACGACAAGGUGGUGAGGAGGGAAAUAUGCAGCAUUGUUACCAAGGGAACAAGGACACCCAGCUUCUCUGAGGGGGUGGAGUCAGAGAGUGAUUCUGCAUUCCUAUUGGCUAUCAAGGAAAAGGCCGGAGACACGGCAAAUGAGUCCAUAUAUGGAGUAUGUUUCAUCGACACCUCCAUUGGCCAAUUCCACCUGGGCCAGUUCGAUGACGACCGACAAUCCUCUCGACUGAGGACACUGCUCGCUCACUAUCCUCCGGCCCACCUGCUGUAUGAGAGACAUAAUCUGAGUCCUCGGACAAUGCAGAUCCUGAAGAGAAUGUUGGGAUGUUGUCUCCAAGACGCCCUCUCUCCCAAUGUGGAGUUCUGGGGCUCCAGUCGUACUCUCAAGACAUUGGCCGAGGGGGAGUACUUCUCCAGUGAUCAAGAGUUUGAAUGGCCUCAUGUUCUUAAAGAGAUGCUGGCAGAAGGCGACAGUCUUGGGUUGACGGCGAAAGAAGACAGUGAUCUUGCCGUCAGUUCCCUCGGGGCAUGUGUUCACUGUCUCACGAGAUGCCUGAUUGAGAGGAACAUCCUCUCAAUGAAGAGCUUUACGCGGUAUGAACCGGUGGAUGUGAGUGGAGGGAGAAAGGAGAAAGAGGGAGGACCUCAUUUUACCACCUCACAGAGAAUGGUGUUGGAUGACAUCACCCUUAGCAACCUGGAUGUUGUUGAUCACCCGGGGCAACAGGACAGCUCUCUACUGCAGAGACUAGACCACUGCUCCACCCCCUUUGGGAGGAGACUCCUGAAGCAGUGGCUGUGUGCUCCGCUCUGCAGCCCUCGGGCCAUUCACGACCGCCUCGACUCUGUGCAAACCCUCAUGGGCCACGCCCACCUCGUUGGAGAGGCUCACGAGAAGAUGAAGUCACUACCGGAUCUCGAACGACUUCUGCGACAGUAAGCCACACCCACUCAUCAUCACCUGACCUCACGUGUCUCAUUCUCGUUCCAGGAUCCACGGCGUGGGAAUGAGACGACCAAACUCCACCCACCCAGACUCCCGAGCGAUCAUGUUUGAGGAGGCCACGUACAGCAAACGAAAGAUAAUCGGAUUUCUGUCAGUUUUGGAGGGAUUCAAAACGUCUGCAGAGCUGUCGUCACUCUUUGCGGCUGUGGCUGGGAAGAGUAAGUCUUCUCUGCUGAAGAGAGUGGUUUGUCGAGAGAGAGAGGGUGGGAAGUUUCCAGAUCUAACCGAGCAGCUGCAGUUCUUCUCGGCGGCUUUCGACCACACCAAGGCCCGGAAGGAAGGAACCAUUAUUCCUGCAAGAGGAGUGAAUCCGGCCUACGACGCUGCAGUGGAGACCAUCCACAAGACUGCCACAUGUCUGGAGGAAUACCUCGCGAAACAGAAGAAAGUGUUGGCAUGUCCCUCACUGGUCUACUGGGGCACGGGCAGGAACCGGUUCCAGCUGGAGGUACCGGAAUCAACCCCUGCUUCCCGCAUUCCUCGCGACUACGAACUGAAGUCUCAGAAGAAGGGAUGUCGGAGGUAUUGGACGAAGGAGACUAAGCGGUGUUUGGAGGUUACCAUGGCAGCAGAAGAAGAUAAACAAAUGGCUCUGAAGGACACAAUGAGGACGAUAUUCCACUCUUUUGCCCAACAUUUCAGUCUUUGGGAGAGUGCAGUCCAGUGCCUAGCAACCCUGGAUGUCCUCAUGAGCCUCACAACAUACAGUUCUUUGGGAGAUGGUGAAAUGUGCAGACCUGAGAUUGUGUCCAGUCCGGUACCGUUCCUGGACGUGAUGAACAGCCGCCAUCCGUGCAUCUCACUCACAUGUGGCGGAGACGACUUUAUUCCCAAUGACGUCAUCAUUAACGGCGGGCGGAGUCCGGAGGGGAGUUUGGUCGUCGUGGUGACGGGGCCCAAUAUGGGAGGCAAGUCGACUCUGAUGAGACAGACAGGACUCCUUGUCAUUCUUGCUCAGCUGGGUUGCUAUGUGCCAGCCAGCAGUUGUGCUCUCAGUCCAGUUGAUAGAGUCUUCACCAGGAUUGGAGCGUCUGACAAAAUCACAUCUGGUGAGAGCACGUUCUUUGUGGAGCUGUCAGAAACGGCCACCAUUCUACACCACGCCACUUCCCACUCCCUCGUCCUCGUCGAUGAGCUAGGAAGAGGGACUGCCACAUAUGACGGUACUGCCAUCGCCAGUGCCGUACUGAGAGAGCUGUCAGUGGGCGUGGCCUGUCGGACCCUCUUCUCCACCCACUAUCACAACCUCGUCGACGAUCUCCAUGGCAACCUCAAAAUCUCCCUCGGACACAUGGCAUGUAUGGUAGAGAAAGAAGAGGAGGAGGAGGGAGAAGGAGAGGAUGGUGUCCAGGAAGACUCAGUUACAUUCCUCUAUAAGUUCAUGGAGGGGGCGUGUCCUAAGAGCUACGGCUUCAAUGCUGCCAAACUGGCUGGACUGCCUCCUGAUGUGAUUAGAGCGGCCAGACGCAAGGCAAGGGAGUUUGAGAAAUCCACAGAGAGACGACGACUCUUUAGGAAACUGGUUGGCCUGGCCCCUGACUUCCCUCUAGACCAGCUGCUCGCCAUACAGACAAGACUGAAGCAGCUACAUAUCUAGAACAUUCUCUGAUUGACUCCGUGAAUCAUUUCAAGUAUAAUUAUACAUGAUUGUAACCGGAAAAGCUAGUUACCCCCGCCCGCUAUUGUUUACGCAUGCGCAUAAUGUGAAUCUAGUAAAAAUGCCUGCGGACACCCGGACCGCAGCGGUGUGCCGAAGGGGGGGUUUGCUUCGCUUCUUCGCUCUAUUUUGCUCCUGCUACGUGCUGGGGGUGCUGUUCCUGCACUACAGCGCCAGUACAGCCGGCGGGAAAAGCGAGGGCGCGGGUCUAGACGCGGCCGAAGAAGCGAGCGAGGGCAAAGACAGUGUCCAGAGACCGUCGAGAGUCCUGGUAUACUGCAAGACAGGGCUGCACAUGACUCCAUGCGGCCUCUUCCACCGCGUCUCCUCCAUCAAUACUCCGAAUUCCAGUUCAUCAUAAACUACACCUCACAAUCUCAUUUUUUAUCAUCUCACAGACACAAAAUUUCAGUGGCUGCUGGCUAUUCAAAAUAAUCUCUGAAAGUGGUGCAAAAUUGCAGUUUCUGGAGGUGAUUGGAGAUGUUGCCCUGUGCCCCGGGCACCAGGUCCGAGUGG
Molecule: messenger RNA, 3723 nt
Organism: Geodia barretti
Lineage: Eukaryota; Metazoa; Porifera; Demospongiae; Tetractinellida; Geodiidae
Source: the annotation of a GenBank genome assembly